This is a messenger RNA of Colletotrichum aenigma, 1572 nucleotides long. RefSeq names its product Efflux pump terJ (gene terJ-1). Gene Ontology annotation, cellular component: membrane. The record is from RefSeq and is a predicted model, not a curated record. Gene Ontology annotation, molecular function: transmembrane transporter activity. Gene Ontology annotation, biological process: transmembrane transport. Bases 1 to 1572 code for a protein of 523 amino acids. The transcript is spliced from 5 exons. Lineage: Eukaryota; Fungi; Ascomycota; Sordariomycetes; Glomerellales; Glomerellaceae.
AUGAUUGGUCUCAAAGAGGCAAUGCCAGAGGCCCUCCAAACACAACAGCCUCUGGACCAGCAGCACAUCAUCCAUACCCAACCUACAACAGACACCGAGAGCCCAACUGGCAACCCCUCCAGAAAUGCCUCCAAGGCAAAAGGCGUCACUGUCAUCGUCACACUCGCAGGCGUCAACUUCCUCAACACGAUGGGAUCAGGCAUCCUCAUCGCCGCCCUCCCACGGAUCGCCGUGGACGUGGGCCUCGCCGAUGGUCUCUCGCUAUGGCCAGCCGCGGUCUACUCCCUGGCAGCAGGCUGUCUCCUCCUCAUCUUCGGCGCCGUCGCCGACGUCGUCGGCGCGAAACUGAUGUGGCUGACAGGCAGCUUUCUCUAUGCCAUCUUUACGGUGGCCGUCGGCCUGGCCAGGACCGGUAUCCGGCUCAUCCUCUUCCGCACGAUGCUGGGAAUCUCAAUCUCAACGUGCCUCCCGACCGCCAUGAGCUUCAUCACGAGCACCUUUCCCAAGGGGAACUGGCGCAACGUCGCCUUCUCCAUGAACGGCAUCGGGUUCCCUUUGGGCUACGCGCUCGGUCUGGUCGUCGGUGGAAUUGUCGCAGACACCAUCGGAUGGCGGUGGGGGUACUACAUAAUGGCCAUGAUCAACGUCUGCCUCUCAACUGCGGCAAUCUGGUCUCUUCCAUCUGUGCAUCGACAGUCUGAGAAGACGUGGACUCGCCGUCUCGCCGAGGAUAUUGACUGGAUCGGAGCUAUCAUUGUGAGCGUCGCUUUGGGGCUGCUGCUGUAUGUUUUGGCAAUGACUACUUCGUCUUACACGAAACUCAGUGACGCCUCCAACAUUGCUCUUCUGGUCGUAGCUGUAGUUUUGUUGGUGGCUUUUCCAAUUUGGAUGGACUUCCAAUUCAAGAAUAAUCGACCGGCGCUCAUUCCGAACCGUUUGUGGCGAAAUGCAGCCUUCACAUCCAUCUGCGUAUCCAUCUUUCUCAGUUGGGCCGCACUGAAUUCGAUUCAGUACUUCAUCAUGUUAUUUUUCCAAGAAGUCCAACACGUAUCCGCUCUCCAAAGUUCCAUCCGCUUCCUCCCGCACAUCAUCACAGACACAAUCGUGAACAUGGCGUGCGCGUACCUCGUCUCCAGAGUUAAAGUACAAUUCCUAGCCGGCGUCUCCGCCCUCGUUACCAUUGCCGCGCCCCUCGCGAUGGCCACGGUCAAAAUUGACGGCUACUACUGGUACGCGCCCUUCUGGGCCCUCGCUCUAUCACCAAUCAGCGCAGACGCCCUCUUCACCGUCUCGAAUCUCAUCAUCUCCGACGCCUUCCCGGCAGACCUCCAGUCCCUCGCCGGCGGCGUUUUCGCCGAGGUCGGCCAGAUCGGCAACGCGGUGGGCCUGGCCGUGACGGCGGCCAUCGCGUCCUCCGUGACGGAGCACUCAGCCGCCGCCGACGAGAGGGAAGCGCGCAUGGCCGGCUACCGCGCCGGUUUCUGGGCCAUCUUCGCGGCGACGGUGGCCGUUGUCGUCAUUGCGUUCUGGGGGCUGAGGAAGGGCGGCACGGUUGGGAAGAAGGACGACUAA